Zootoca vivipara (common lizard) is the source of this 3407-nucleotide messenger RNA. RefSeq names its product DIM1 rRNA methyltransferase and ribosome maturation factor (gene DIMT1). NCBI's taxonomy places the organism in Eukaryota, Metazoa, Chordata, Lepidosauria, Squamata, Lacertidae. Gene Ontology annotation, cellular component: nucleolus. Gene Ontology annotation, molecular function: rRNA (adenine-N6,N6-)-dimethyltransferase activity. Gene Ontology annotation, biological process: rRNA methylation. The record is from RefSeq and is a predicted model, not a curated record.
GAAAGGCUUCGCCGUGUUCAGCGACUGAGUAGAUAAAACUACUUGUCCCAGCAGGCAGUGCGCGUGACGGCUUCCUCCCCGGAACUCUCCGCGACAGUGAGGAAAGCAGCGUGGGCUGGUGGGGGUCUGGCCGCUUUACCGAUCAUGCCGAAGGUAAAGAAGCAGCCGCGCUCGAGGCAGCAGCGCCCAGAAGGAAAAGCGCCAGGUAUCAGGUUCAACACUGGACUCGGUCAACAUAUUUUGAAAAAUCCUCUCAUUGUUAACAGCAUUAUAGAAAAGGCUUCCUUGUACCCUACUGAUGUUGUUCUAGAAGUUGGUCCUGGCACUGGAAACAUGACAGUAAAAAUGUUAGAAAAAGUGAAAAAGGUAAUCGCUUGUGAAUUGGACGUAAAACUUGCUGGUGAACUUCAGAAGAGAGUCCAGGGCACGCCUCUGGCUAACAAACUUGAAAUAAAGAUCGGAGAUGUGUUGAAAAGUGACCUGCCUUUCUUUGAUGCUUGUGUGGCUAACUUGCCUUAUCAAAUUUCAUCUCCCUUUGUUUUUAAGCUACUGCUGCACCGGCCUUUCUUCAGGUGCGCAGUCCUCAUGUUUCAAAGAGAAUUUGCUCUUCGCUUGGUUGCAAAGCCAGGCUCUCCCCUAUAUUGCAGACUCUCUGUUAAUACUCAGCUCCUAGCCCGCGUCGAUCAUCUGAUGAAGGUAGGGAAAAAUAAUUUUAAACCGCCACCCAAAGUUGAAUCCAGUGUUGUGAGAAUAGAGCCAAGGAACCCUCCACCGCCAAUCAAUUUUCAGGAGUGGGAUGGUCUACUGAGGAUAGUCUUUGUCAGGAAAAACAAGACACUCGCUGCAGUUUUUAAUUCAAAAGCUGUGAAAAAGCUUCUGGAAAAGAAUUAUCGGAUUCACUGUUCACAAAAUAACUUGGAAAUUCCAGAAGAUUUCAGUAUUGGAAGUUUCAUACAGGGGAUCCUAAAAGACACUGGUUAUGCAGAAAAACGUGCACGAGUUAUGGAUAUUGAUGACUUCAUCAGUGUUCUGCAUGGCUUCAAUGCAAAAGGCAUCCACUUCUCCUAAAGGGAAGAAUAAGAUGGAAGAGACGCUGAGCAGCAAUGCUUUUGCAAGGAUGAACUGAACAAUCUAAAGGUGGUAUCAGAAUUUCACCCAAGAUGAGUGUGUGCUAUGCUGCGCAUGCACAUCCAGCUGUUUAAUUACCCCAUUGGUGCAAAAUGGGUUCUGAAGGACAAAGCCAAUCGCCACCAUGCCUUUGUUCUGCUCUGCUCCUUUUGGGUGUUUUUUUUAAGAGAACAUAUGUGAUGCAGAGUAUAAACUCUCCAGCCAUGUUCAGGGUCACCUGAAAUGCACCUUUCAUUUUCCUUAUUGCAUUGUCUAAGCCACAGUGACCACCUGCUCCCAAGAAAAACCACCCCAACCAAGAAUAACUGUUAUGUUUGAUAUUACAACCCAUAUACUGUUACUUUAUUAAAUAAUUCAUGAUCCAAGAUGGAAACUAGGUUCUCUUAAUUGCCAAACCCACUCCUUAGUUUUUUUGUGUGUGUCAAGUUCUGUAGUCAUUCUUAGAUGGUGCAAUAAAAAAUGCUUUUGUAUCAGUGUUUUCCGCACAAACAUUGAACAUUUACAAGCACCUCAACUCUAAGCCACUGAUCUGUUGCACACUUAGGCUUCAAGACUCAUCUCCAUUUUGCUAGUUUCUUACCUGAAGUAGCAUAAACGUAAAGUUUAGCAGAUGUGUGUAUGAGUCACGUCAAGAGGUGUCCAUGCUCUUUCAGAUUCCUAAUGUGACCCCUGAACAUGCAGUUUAGUAAAAGAUACAACUCCUUGAGGCUAUGUAUACCUGGACCCUGUCAAGCGGCUUGUGGAAACCAAUAACACAUUUGAUAGUCCUCAUGGCUGGUCUUACAUUCGACUAGUAAAAUACCUCAUUCCAUUCCAAUAAGUGAUUUCAUUGCAGAAUAUUCACAUGACAACUCUCCCUUUGGAAAGAACAUUUACUUCAUUAAUUUUCUUUUCAGAGGAACUAAUAAGUGUCCUACUUUCAGAGCAAGGAAGGCUUCCUUCUUAUAUAUCACAGAUAGGGUCAAGUCAAUUUCUCCAGGCAGACCUGCUUUUUUAAGCAGAGAUGGGAUAGAGAAAAGCUUGUGCCUCUUCUAAUUAUGGUGCCACCUGAAGGCAGCUGGGAAUUGCAUCUCUUUUUUGGACACAUCCUUUCCCACAUAGACCUGCAUUUCCUAGCUUGCAUCUUUACCAUACACUCUAAGGUAUCUGAAGAAGUGUGCAUGCACAUGAAAGCUCAUACCAAUGACAAACUUAGUUGGUCUCUAAAGUGCUACUGGAAGGAAUUUUUUUUAUUUUGUAAGAGGUAGUGUGUCACUAGUGAUAUAGCUUGAUGUAAGGCAAAGCUGAACAGAAUCACAAUUUCCUGAUGCAAGGAUCUUCCAUGAAUCUUUUCUAAAACAUCCUAAUGGUAGGAUGCAGCUAUGAAAGAAGACAUUUUACAAAAGUUGUAUAGAAGUAAAAUUCUCAUCUCUAAUUUAUAUUUCAGUUAAAUUUAUUAAACACAUUGUGUAAAAUCUACAUUGCUGUUUCAGUUUUCAUGUUUACAGACAGGCGCUUUGUCACCAUGAUAUGGCAAAGGGCUACCUUUCUAUGGGGAUUAUGUUGAAUACUGAGAAACUCUGGCUCAUUUAAGCUCUCUUCUCAUUGCUUUCCCUUUAUUUCCCUCAGCCACAGCACAGAUGGGCUUAUGUUCCAGAAACAAACUAUGAAACAGUUCCAAGGAAUGUCUGUUGUUGAUAUGAGCACCUGGAAUCUAUCUUGGGAAUAGGGAGAACUCCUAGAGAGGUCUACAAUUCACUCUGACCAAAAAAAAAUACAUAUAAAGGGUAACUUUUUUAUAUCAAUUUGCAAAAAUAAUUGAAGUGCCACCAUCUUAAAAAGUGCUGGACACACAGUGCCAUUUGUGAAGUUUUCAGGCAUCAUUGUGGAAUUUCUUCAGCAUCAGAAAAGUUUUGUGGAGUUUAUUGUGCAAAUCCUCAAAUGGUACAAAUCCACCUCACUUUUCAGCUGAUGGCACUGUACAAAUGGAAAAUAUGCAUUAGCUACUUUCUUUUAAAGCAACAGUACUAACUACCUGCGGACUACAGUUAAUGCACAUGUAAACUCCCAUGCAUCAGAAGCCAAUUUUAGUCGUACGUGACGGGGUUACUUUGGUAUCCUAGUCAUUGGAUACCUUUCCUGCCCAUAUGCAGAGAUUCGAUUGCACCUUAUUCUGACAUCACACUAGCACACAUACCGUAUAUCUGUAUUAUCCUAAGAUACAACUCUCCUUCAUAAUCAAGUACCUUUUAUUAUACAUCCACUAAUUUAUAGAUUUGCUCUUUACAAAGAAAAUGUUA